Molecule: messenger RNA, 2061 nt
Organism: Magallana angulata
Lineage: Eukaryota; Metazoa; Mollusca; Bivalvia; Ostreida; Ostreidae
Product: acid-sensing ion channel 1-like
Exons: 8
Coding region: 32-1501 (489 amino acids)
Biological process (GO): sodium ion transmembrane transport
Cellular component (GO): membrane
Molecular function (GO): ligand-gated sodium channel activity
Source: RefSeq, a predicted model, not a curated record
AUGAAUAGUUCAUCGUCAGACGGCAUUAUACAUGGGGGACACCAAGGAGGGAUGGCCCGGGGAGACGGAUACCUUCCCCGGGGAGAGUCGUCCUGUGACGUCAUCUACAGACACUUCCCUUUGGAAGAUGUGGGGAGAGAUGAUAAAUAACACCUCCCUCCACGGCGUCAGCAAAAUAUCCAGGGGGAAAACAAUGUGUCACGGGGUUUUCUGGGCCGUCAUGACCAGUGUUAUGCUUGCUCUUCUAAUCACCGUCUUCGUGUUAUACAGCUUAGAUUAUUUCUUGUACGAAACAUUGAUCAAAAGAAAUUUCAAAGCAGCCGCCGAGCUUGAGUUUCCGUCAGUUACCGUUUGCAACCUGAGCCCCAUCAACAUCUCUAGCAUCAACCAAUCAGAUGCUCUGAAUUGGUACUUCCUGGCAACACACGUGUUCGGCCGCUUCGACCUAUCAGAGCAGUUCAACACAUCUGACCCUCGUUUUUCAGUCUUGCACGAGAAACGAAAUGAUUCAUGGCUUGGGCAUACAGCAUUUAAUAAAAGCUGCGUUUAUUACAUCGAGUUCGGAGGGGUACGCCUGUCAACACAGAGCUAUAUAAAGUAUAGAGUUACUGACGCUGGGAUGUGCUUUUCCUUUAAUGGACCCUCUCAAACCCCUCCAUUGGUCAGCAAAAUGAUCGGAAGCAGACGGGGCUUAACAAUGUUUGUCUACAUUGACCAGGACAAUUACAUAUUUCCUGAAAACAUGGGUGCCGGUCUCAAAGUGGCCAUACAUGAUCGGAAUGUGGAACCGAACAUGGAAGAAAAUUCUUUCCUUGUUAGCAGUGGUACAGUGACAUAUGUUCCAAUAAUAAAGAGAGAGUACACAUUCCUUAAAAAACCGUACAAAGCGUUUGGAGACAAGUACUGCAUUGACAACAAUGACCCGGAUUUUCAAAACCCAUUGAAAUAUUACCACAACUACAGUUUGUUUGCCUGCCUCAGAGAAUGCCGAGCAAGGUACAUCUUCAAAGUCUGCACCUGCCGCCACAUUAACGAUUUCGGCGAAGAAGAAAUCUGUACCUUCGCUCAGGAGUAUAACUGUGUUAAAGAUGCUAAAGAUCAAUUUGAUGGUGAUUUUUCUCUUCAACAAGCUUGUGAAUGCCCACAAAUGUGUAAACUGGUGUCAUUUGAGAAACAGUUAUCAUUCGCCAGACUUCCGUCCGAAAAAUAUCAGCGAUACUUUGAAAGUGUGAAAAUAAAUGAUAUUCAUAAGAAUCAUAUAGAACUUAGAUUCUUCUACGAGACGUUCGUCGUCGAGAGUGUGGAACAAGUUUCCAAAAUAGAGCUCUCUUCUGUCCUAGGAAAUGUCGGUGGAUAUUUAGGGAUUUUUCUCGGAGCCAGUAUUCUAACUCUGACAGAAUGGAUAGAAUUUUUUGCCCUCGCCCUGUAUGUACUGAUCAGACGGAUGUUGCGUUGGACAAAGUGCAACGUCAUAAGUAGCGAACGGGCUGACAAAAACUAAUUCGGUAUCCUGAGUUAAUUAAAGUGUGUACAUGCAUCGACGAAGCAGAUUGUAGAAACCUUCUACAAUGUCAUUAAUCAAUUAUGCGCACAAUACAUGCAUUUUGUAGAAUUUAAAGUGUGACUGACAUAUUUGUGUGAACAUAAACACUUUUUUCUGAUUGUAUUUUAUCAAAUAUUUUGACAAGUAACAAUGUUAUAUAGUUAGAUACGAAUGAGUGUAGAUGCCUUCUAGUGAUUACUCCGUCUGUCUGUCUGUCUGUCUGAUAUCAUUUGUCUGAAGCAUAUCUUAUACCCCCUUGGACCAAUAAAACUCAUUCUUUCCGCACAUACUGUUACAUGGUAUAGCGAGAGCAGUUAUUUAAUCCCUGGUGAUUCAUGCAGGAUAUGAAGAUCGCGACAUUGCAAAAAAAAUUACGUUACCCGCUAUAUGUAAAAAAUAUGAAAUUUACAUAACCCGCAACAGCGGGUAAAAUCAACAAGUUUACAGUAGUUAAUGCAAUCCGGAAAAAUAUAAAAGGUGGGCCGAUAACAGAACAAAUACAGCAGUGAAUUAUGAUA